AUGACGACUCCGUCGUCAUCUAACCCUAUGGUCGCUUCGGUCCCUAAUGGUAAACCCUGUUCUUUUAUAGAUGCAUUAGCUGGUGAGGGGGGUUCUUCCUUUAACCUGAAAUUUGUUCAUUAUUCGUUCAAAGGGUGUCCUGCUCUUUUGAUUGAUGAUUCGGUUGUAGCUCAGCUUGCUAAGCCCUUUGCUCUGACUCUUGUGGGAAAGUUUGUGCUUAAGCGUCCUAACAUUGAUGUGAUCCGAAAGUUUUUUUACAAUCUUAAGCUGUCUAGUACUUUUCAUAUUGGUUUACUUGAUCCUAGGCAUGUAGCUAUUCAAUUGACUAAUGAUCUGGAUUAUAGCAAGAUUUUUUCUAGAGGCUCUUACUACAUUCAAUCUUGUCAGAUGUGCAUUCUUAAAUGGACUCCAGAUUUUGAUGUUCGUCAUGAAUCGCCUAUUGUUCCGGUGUGGGUUUCUUUCCCUAACCUUAGACUGCAUUUUUUCAAUACUCAUAUUCUAUUUGGUUGGGCUUCUAUCCUUGGACGGCCGCUGCAAACGGAUCAGGCUACGGCUUCGGUUUCCCGUCCGUCUGUGGCAAGGAUUUUGGUUGAGGUGGAUAUUUCUAAAAAAUUUCCUAAUGAGAUUUGGCUGGGCUCCGAACUUAACGGAUAUUUUCAAAAAGUAGAAUUUGAAAACUUUCCCAUUUUUUGUGCGUACUGUAAGAUGCAUGGGCAUAGUUUGAAUGAAUGUUUUAAGCUACAUCUCAAUCUUAAGAAAUCUAAAGAGAAUUCCAAGAUCAUUAAAAUGCCAGAAGCCAAUACGGUUAAAGACAGUAAUCAUAUUGUGAUGGAAGAAAAUGGUGUCUUGACGAUUAGUAAUGUGGUUGAAGUGCAGCCUGAUUUUCAGGCUGUUAUUAUCCCGUCUGUCAUUCGUCCUAAUGAGCUUCCUGUAUGUGUUGUGGGGGAUGGUGUUGCUAAAGUUAAUAAUUUAAUGGCUGUCAAAACUAAUGAUUUUAUUGAGACUCUCCAUGUUAUACAAGAUGGGUCGCAAGCUUUGGUUAACUCUUCUUUACAGCUUCGGGCUACUGUUAAAGACAUUGAGAAUGACGUGGUUGAGGAGGUGGAGCCUUCUCAUCAUCUAGCUGAUUCUAUUCAAUUACAGAUUGAGGAACAUUCUAUAGAGGAUCAUGAGAGUAACUCUAAACUUGAUAAAGGAUAUAGGUUAAAUUCUGAUGCCUAUACUGAUACAGAAAUUGAUAUUUUAGCUAAAUGCUAUGCUAGAGAAGAUAAUGACAUUAGCUUCUCUAAGAGUCGUGGGAUCGGUUGCCCCUCUUCUAAACUUAGGGUUAAAAACUUAUGUCGCAUUCAUAACAUUGCUAUUCUUAUUUUAUUGGAGCCUCUCAUUUCUAUGGAUAAAUUACCUAGAACUGCUAGGAGGGUUUUGUGGGAGCAACUUUUGCAAUUUAAUAAUGUCUGUAACCUUCCGUGGUUGGUUGGGGGGGACUUUAAUACUAUCUCUAAACCGGAUGAACGGCUGGGUGGGUCUCUUCCUAUUUAUCAAUCCAUGGAUGAAUUUAAUGAUAUGAUUUUGGCUUGUAGUCUCAUGGAUAUUGGUUACUCGGGUAACAGAUUUACUUGGCACAGGGGGCAUUUGUGGCAAAGAUUGGAUAGUGUUCUUUUCAAUAAUUCAUGGGUGAACACUUUUAAUUUGACCAAAGUUGAGCAUCUUAGUCGCACUUUGUCGGAUCAUUCUCCUUUGCUUAUUAAUAUUAAGAAUAACCCUAUCAAUAUUCCUAAUCAAUUUAGAUUUCAGAAUAUGUGGAUUCUUCAUGAUUCCUUUCUUGAUGUGGUACAAGUGAAUUGGAAUGCUCUUGUUUUUCCUGAUGAUUCUAUUAGUGGCAUGUAUAGACUUUGGCUUAAGCUCAAAAGGCUCUUAAGUAUAAUCCCUCUGAGGCCAAUUUGUGCAGCCUUAAUGAAGCUAAAGGGGAGCUCUCUAAGGGAGCUCUCUAAGCUUCAGGUUCAGGAGGAAGCCUUCUGGAGAUAA
Molecule: messenger RNA, 2025 nt
Organism: Dendrobium catenatum
Lineage: Eukaryota; Viridiplantae; Streptophyta; Magnoliopsida; Asparagales; Orchidaceae
Exons: 6
Coding region: 1-2025 (674 amino acids)
Source: RefSeq, a predicted model, not a curated record